Sporisorium graminicola is the source of this 1494-nucleotide messenger RNA. RefSeq lists its product as uncharacterized. The coding region runs from base 1 to 1494 and encodes 497 amino acids. Lineage: Eukaryota; Fungi; Basidiomycota; Ustilaginomycetes; Ustilaginales; Ustilaginaceae. The transcript has a single exon. The record is from RefSeq and is a predicted model, not a curated record.
AUGGUCAAGCUCGCCGCACUUCACACCGUGGCAGCACUCGCCCUGGCAGGCUCUGCCGUCGCAGGGCAUUCCUCCUCCUCUAGACUGCAGAACCGUCAGAGUUCCAAUUCUGGCUCGAUCAUGCAGUCCGAUUAUCAGAACGGUGCCACACCGCCCGGAUCGCGAUCCGGUGAUGCUGCUGGUCAGACGGUUGUCAUCGACAACGACGGUGGUCACGACGACAACUCGCAGCGUGCCGGCUGCCCCACCAUCUUCAUCGGCGGUGCUGCUGUAGGAGGAUCGUACAGCACCGGCUGGACCGACAUGCCCCAAGUGCUCGGAUUCGACACCAUGCGCGACUUGAACGUCGGCAACAACGUCGUGCAGCCUUACAUCAUCGAACGCGGCAAGAAUGCGGCGCAGAUCAAGCGCGUCAUCAUUACCCAGCCCGGUCUGCCCCGAGACUACUGGAAGUACGCCAACCUGGUGCGCAACUCGCUGCUGUGUGCCUCGGUCAACUCGUCUCUGGGCAUCAACAGGGAUGAGAUCCUCAUUGCCGCGCCGACGUGGUUCGCCACCGUCGAUGCUUCUGCCGGGUCGGCGCAGUCCAACGACCUUGUGUUCAACGGAGGCAACUGGGCCACCGGUGUCAACUCGGCCGGGCCCAAUGGCGCGUCCAUCUCGUCGUUUGAAGCACUCGACGACCUGAUCAACAAGUUCUUCGACAAGUCGACCUACCCGAACCUCCAGCACGUCGUCAUUGCCGGCCACUCGCUCGGCGGCUCCUUCACCCAGCACUACGCCAUGCUGCGCAAGUCCAACUCGGCGCAGGACGGACAGAUCUCGUACUUUGUCGGCAACCCGGGUUCGUACGUCUUCCCAACCUCGGACCGACCCGUGCAGAAUCCGGGCGGAAACUGCGCCGGCACCGCAGACCAGUGGGCGUACGGUUUGCAGAACCUGCCACCCUACGGCAGCGGGCAGGGCAGCGCGAGCAGCAUCGCAUCGCGCUACUACGGUCGAAACGUCAUGUACGCUCUUGGGUUGAGCGACAACGAGGGCGGCGACAGCCACUGCGAGGCGCAGUACCAGGGCACCUCGCAUCUGACGCGCGGCCAGAACUUCCAGCGCGAACUGCAGUCGGCCAACGGCGGCAACGUGCCUUCAAGCCAGCAGUUCAAUUAUGUGGCCAACGUGGCCCAUGAGGACUACCUCAUUUUCAGUGACCCCACCAGCCAGCAGUUCCUGUUUGCGCAGGGCACCGACUUUGCCGCUUCUGCCUCGAGCUCGUCGUCCGCUGCUUCGUCGACUGCGAGCAGGGGUGCGUCGGCUUCGGCUUCGCGCUCGUCGACCGCCAGCCAGGGUGGUGCUACCGGAGCUUCGAACACCGGCUCGGCCGCCCAGCCUUCUUCCUCGGGCAAGCCCUCCGCUGCGUCUUCUAACUUGAUCUCGCCUGCUUCGGUGGUGUCGGCUCUGCUGGCCUCGUCGGCUGCCCUCUUCGCUCUCGUUCUCUAA